This is a messenger RNA of Chlorella variabilis, 825 nucleotides long. RefSeq lists its product as hypothetical. Gene Ontology annotation, molecular function: GTPase activity. The transcript is spliced from 7 exons. Lineage: Eukaryota; Viridiplantae; Chlorophyta; Trebouxiophyceae; Chlorellales; Chlorellaceae. The annotation marks the transcript as partial. The record is from RefSeq and is a predicted model, not a curated record.
GGCAUGGCUGGCUCUGGCAAGACCACCUUCAUGCAGUGCCUGAAUGCGCACCUGCACGAACGGCAGCAGCCGGGCUACAUCACCAAUCUGGACCCGGCGGUCACCCACCUGCCCUAUGGCGCCCACGUGGACAUCCGGGACACGGUGAACUACAAGAAUGUGAUGAAGCAGUACGGCCUGGGUCCCAACGGCGCCAUCCUCACCUCCCUCAACCUCUUUGCCACCCGCUUUGACCAGGUGGUGACCCUCUGCGAGAAGCCGCGGCAGCCGGCGCUACGGUACAUUGUGGCGGACACCCCCGGGCAGAUCGAGAUCUUCACUUGGUCGGCUUCAGGCGCCAUCAUUACAGAGGCCUUUGCCUCCACCUUCCCCACCAUGAUUGCAUACGUGAUCGACACCCCCCGCUGCCUGGGGCCCCAGACCUUCAUGACCAACAUGCUGCAGGCCUGCAGCAUCUUGUACAAGAGCCGCCUGCCGGUGCUGCUGGUAUUUAACAAGGUGGAUGUGGCCCGCCACGAGGCCUGCCUGGAGUGGAUGGCGGACUUUGAGGCCUUCCACCAGGCGCUGGACAGCGAGCAGAGCUACGCGGCCACGCUGAGCCGCAGCAUGAGCCUGGUGCUGGAGCAGUUUUACCAGAACAUGCGGGCGGUGGGGGUGUCUGCGGUGACAGGCGAGGGCAUGGACGACUUUAUUGCGGCGGUGGGGCAGUGUGCUGCAGAGUACGAUGAGCAGUACAAGCCCGACCUGCUGCGCCGCCAGGGCGAGCGACAGCAGCUGGAGCGGCAGCGGCAGGCAGCUGAGAUGGAGCGGCUGAGGGCCGACCUG